This is a messenger RNA of Engraulis encrasicolus (European anchovy), 880 nucleotides long. RefSeq lists its product as uncharacterized. The transcript is spliced from 10 exons. Lineage: Eukaryota; Metazoa; Chordata; Actinopteri; Clupeiformes; Engraulidae. Bases 1 to 813 code for a protein of 270 amino acids. The record is from RefSeq and is a predicted model, not a curated record.
AUGGCCGUGGUUGUGUCACGUGCACAGGUGUCCUCAAGAGCCAUUGAGGCACUGAAGCUGGAGAUGGACGAGGUCAAGACCGCCCUCAGCCAGAGCCUGCAGGACCUCGGCAGCAGCCAGGCCAAAUACAUCCAGCUGCAACGGGAGAACAAGGUCCUUAAAGAGACUGUGGAGGCACACAACAACAAGGUGUCGGAUAUUUCAUAUCAGCGCCGGAUGGACAAAGAAACAAUGGCACUCCAAAAAACUCAAAUAAAGGCCUUGAAGGCAGAACUAAGAGGAGCAAUGCUCACCAUUGGUCAGGAUGGCCAAAUGAUAAUGGAGAGAAAUGCUCAGAUAAGAGAUCUGGAGGUGGCUGUGGAGGAGUUGAGGGCCAUCAGAGAGGUUCAGAGAGAGAAGGUCCAUGAUCUGAAGGAGGAGCUCGAGUUGGCCUUAAUUCAUGGUGGUGGUAGCACCAUGGGACAUGAUGGGUCGAUAUCAGUUGGCGCCAACCAUCUGUCGCUGGCACAGGAGCUAAUGAACAGUUCCCUGGACCUGGAGAACAGCAAGCCAAUCAACGACCAAUUAAGAACGGUUUGCCGGGAGACCAACGCCGAGACGACCACUGCCCACCUUGAGGUUCCUGCAAUGCAGAGGGCAGAAGCGAAACACAUGGAUCUCACUGCAGAGGGAUCUGGCCAGACCAAAACCAGCAGUGACCACAACAACAAUGUGCUUCAAGUGGAGAAGAGCAGCAGGCCUUUCCAGACGGCUCUAUUGGUCACCGGGGUGAUUGGAAUCGGACUUUUCACCCUGUGGAAGCUGAAAUCAUAAUGCAGCACCUCCAUCCCACCCCACCCCACCCUCUCUCUCUCUCCCUCUCUCCCUCUCUCUCUCUCUC